GUACUUUCCGGAGUCGCUCGGCACUGCUCGUCAUCGACCCCUUUCACACUGCGGCUCCAUCGCCGAGCGGACUGGCCCGCUGCUCUCAUCCGAAACCUCAGCGCAGCCUGUCGGAUCUAUUGAAGCACCAGCGCCGGUUCCCUGAAAGCCUCCAGCUUCUGCAGCGAUGCAAGCGAUCAAAUGUGUGGUGGUGGGCGACGGGGCUGUGGGUAAGACCUGUCUGCUGAUUAGCUACACCACCAAUGCCUUCCCCGGUGAAUACAUCCCCACUGUCUUUGACAACUACUCUGCCAAUGUGAUGGUGGAUGGGAAACCAGUGAAUCUGGGCCUCUGGGAUACAGCAGGACAGGAGGACUACGAUAGGCUCAGACCACUGUCUUACCCACAGACGUACUCAAACACACACAUAGAUGUCACUCAACUAGCCAUUUCUCUGGUUCUCUCCCAGGAUGUGUUCUUGAUAUGCUUCUCCCUGGUCAGUCCGGCCUCCUUUGAGAACGUCCGAGCUAAGUGGUACCCUGAGGUGAGACACCACUGCCCUAACACACCCAUCAUCCUGGUGGGCACCAAGCUGGAUCUGCGAGAUGACAAGGACACCAUCGAGAGGCUGCGAGACAAGAAGCUUUCCCCCAUCACCUACCCACAGGGCCUGGCCAUGGCACGAGAGAUCGGGGCCGUGAAGUACCUGGAGUGCUCUGCUCUGACCCAGCGGGGCCUGAAGACGGUAUUCGACGAGGCUAUCCGAGCCGUGCUCUGCCCUCCACCCGUGAAGAAGAGGGGAAAGAGGUGCACCAUGUUCUGAGGAGGAAACACUGCUAAAACACUACACUACAUCACCAUGAACAACAACCACUACUUCUGUGAGAGGAUGAGACAGAAAAACUAGCGAGCGUGAGUGUGCACUGCUGAGAUUGCUUUCUUUAUAUUGAUGUUUUUUCAAAGCGAUAUUGGUAACAAGACCAAUAUUUAAUCAGAUUUUUUUACCAUUACUGAGAAGAUUCAUAGGUUCUUUGUGAAAGACAUUGACUGUCCACCUACUUUGUACUCAUAGAACAAGUUGCCAUGAGGGCUGACAAAGGUUAUUACUUGUCUUCAUACUACAACAUCUAUUCUUUCUCAGCCAUGCUUGCUUGAAUUAAUGCAGUGUUGACUAGAUAGAAAGUGAACUGUGAAUAUGCCUUCAGGUCAGAAGUUACCCUCAGCUCCUGAUCUAAGAUCAGCAUGUGGAGGCAAAAUGCAUAUUACUCGCAUGCACACAGAAAUCAUUUGGAGCUCACAGUAAUAACAAAACAAGAUGUCUAACAUGGAAAUAAUGUCAGAGGUUGAAGGGAAAUUCUGGUUUAUUACAACCUGCGUAUCAAUAAUAACAUCGUACUCACCAAGUUAAUUACUGAGAUUUAAACAUGCAGUCAAGUAAAUCAAGAGCAUGCUUUAAAAUCAAUCCAGCAUUUGUAUAAAUCUUGAAAUUGUCUGCAGAGACCUUUGACAUCUAAGGCGUUGCAGAUACAUAUUACUUAUUAAAGUCGGUGCAUUUUAUAGAAUUAGCACACAGUCCUGGGGCCUGGUAGUGUCCUAGCUUUUGACAUGUGUAACACUGGACAGAGUUGAAGGAGUGGGGGGUUACUGGGACCCAGCAGCUCAUUUUUCCUUCAUCUGAGAGGUUAAACUGGCCAAGUGUAACUGACUGGGCAUGUCCGUCACCCUUUUAAACAUACCAGCCAUUACUUUGAGUGAGUACAAUGUUAUUGAUACUGAUAGCAAAACUCUGAAACAGUAGUCAAAUGUAAGAGUGACUUUUAACUCCAGUGACUGAACAUUUUGCCUGACUCUGGCUCUGGAAAAAAAGAGUGUCUUGAGUUAAGAUGAUUUCUUCUUCGCUGGUUCACGGUCAGUGAGGUGGAAACGAUGUAUCCAAUUUGUGCUAUCCUUUACACAACAUCCUCGACUAGCAUCUGAUCUUAGUCAAGUGUCUCUGGGUAACUUCAUCUAACUGUGAACAUGUGACAGACGAGCAUGCCAAACAUGGGGGCUGUACAACCUUGCUGCCUGAGUUCUGCCUGUGGGGGUGGAGGAGCUUGCAUGGGUCUUAAAAUUUUCUGUCUUAAUUUAUCCCAUUGUUUAGAUCUUGUCUCUGUUCUUGUGUGUAUGUGUGUGUGUGUGAGAAUGAGUGAGUGCGUGCGCGCGCGCGUGUGUGCGUGUCACAGGCGUAUAUAUGAACGCUGGUGUUUGUGUGUGUGGGUGAGCACGUGUCGGUAUCAGUGAGACAGCUUUGUUUGACAGUUUGGGGUAGUGCAUAAAAGACAGUAUUGUUUUAAGCCAAGUUUUUUAGUGUCCGGUUUUUGGUACUAUUUCAUAUUGUAUUGUAGUAAUACACAAGACUUUUCAACAAUCUGUGGACAUAAAGAAAAAAUGGAUAUUAAUGACAUCUAGUGAUGUACAGAAUAAUCCUUAGAAAAGGAAUGCGUUAUGAAUAUCUAUCUACAUGUACCUCAAUAUUUAGCUCUAAAACAAUUCAAACUAAAGGGAUUAUAGUCGCUCAUGUUGAAGUUAGAAGUGUUGCUAACAGUGUACAAUAAAGGGGCCAAUCUUUGUGGAGUUUGUCAUUGUGGCAAACAGUGCAGAUUGCACCUUUAUGAAAUGCAUUUCUGUAUGGUUGCAGGCCUGCAGUGUGUCUGUCUCCCUCACGUGGCGAGACGCAGCACCGCAGUCCAGCUCUGUCACGCUGUCUUUGGUUGGCAUAGCAAACUGUGUGGUUGAAUCAUGUCGUGUGGUCCUGCCUAGCUAAGGUGUCGAGAUGUAGCUGAGAAACGCAGCGAAAAAUUCUAAUCUACUAUUGCAUGGAAGUUCUCUGGUUCUUUGACCCACUGUAAUUCUUAGGAGAGGUUGUAUGAUGAAAUGCAUCGGCCAUGUACGUAUGUAAUGUAAGAUGACUUGUAUACUUGUUCCAACUGUUUGUCUUAUUUUUUAUUACUUCACAUGUCUGUGUGGUGAAAUAUUUCAAUUUUUUGUAUACUAAAUACAAAUGUAUAUGUAAGGUACUAAAA
Messenger RNA from Larimichthys crocea (large yellow croaker), 3044 nucleotides. It is a transcript of the gene rac3b, whose product is annotated as Rac family small GTPase 3b. Gene Ontology annotation, biological process: small GTPase-mediated signal transduction. The record is from RefSeq and is a predicted model, not a curated record. Gene Ontology annotation, molecular function: GTP binding; GTPase activity. Lineage: Eukaryota; Metazoa; Chordata; Actinopteri; Sciaenidae. The transcript is spliced from 6 exons. Bases 167 to 802 code for a protein of 211 amino acids.